AUGGAGCACGAAGGUGUGCUGACCAUCUUGUUGGGCAUUUGCCUGGCCAUCAUUGCUGCAUGGAAGUGGAGGCACAAGGAGGGGAGAUUUCCACCUGGGCCAAUGCCCUUGCCUUUCUUUGGCAACUUACUGCAACUGAGCCCUAAGGAUCCCCCCAAGUCACUCCUAGCGCUGAGGGACAAAUAUGGCCCUAUAUUCACAUUGUACCUGGGCCCCCGACGGGUUGUGGUUCUUUGUGGGCAUGAGGCACUGAAGGAAGCUCUGGUGGACCAUGGUGAACAGUUCUGUGGGAGGGGAGAUGUCGCUAUCCUUGACCGGAGCUUCAAAGGUUUGGGAAUUGUUAUGGCCAAUGGAGAGUGCUGGAAGAAGCUCCGUCACUUCACUCUUGUCACGUUGAAGAAUUUUGGGAUGGGGAAAUGCUCCAUUGAAGAGCGUAUCCAGGAAGAAGCGCAGUACCUGCUGGAGAAAUUCAGAAAAACCAAAGGUCUGCCAUUUGACCCCACCUACCUUCUAAGCUGCACAACUUCCAACAUUAUUUGCUCCAUUGUCUUUGGCAGACGUUUUGAGUAUGAAGACAAAAAUUUUCUCUCCAUGUUGGAUCUGACAAACAAAUUAUUUUUUGAGUUGAGCACUCCUUGGGCAAAGCUGUAUGAUAUGUAUUCUGGCAUCAUGCAAUACUUGCCCGGAGGACACAAGCGUAUCUACAACCUCCUAGAGGAGCUGAAAACCUUCAUUGCUGAGAAAAUCAAAGUCAACCAAGAGACCUUAGAUCCCAAGAACCCAAGAGACUUUAUUGAUUGCUUCCUCAUCGAGAUGGAAAAGGAAAAGGGAAACCCUUCCACUGAAUUCACAAUGGACAACUUGGUCCUCACAGUUCUCAACUUGUUCACAGCUGGGACAGAGACGAUCAGCUCCACCCUGAGAUAUGCACUCCUCUUGAUGAUGAAAUAUCCAGAAGUGGAAGCAAAGGUCCACCAAGAAAUUGACAGUGUUGUUGGUGCCAACCGUACUCCUGCUGUCAAGGACAGAAUGAACAUGCCCUAUACAAAUGCUGUCAUUCAUGAGAUCCAAAGGGUGGUAGAUAUCCUUCCCUUAGGAGUGCUACGCAAGGUAACUGAAGACACAGAGUUCCGAGGUUACCUCCUUCCCAAGGACACUAACAUUAUUGCCUUUCUAGGCUCAGUUUUGUAUGACCGAAAAUAUUUCAGUGACCCUGAAAUAUUCAAUCCAGAGCACUUCCUAAGUGAAGAAGGACACUUUAAGAAGAAUGAUGCCUUUGUGCCAUUCUCCACAGGGAAACGUGCCUGCGUAGGAGAAUCGAUGGCCCGCAUGGAGCUCUUCUUGUAUUUUACCACCAUCCUGCAAAACUUCUCAGUGAAAUCGUCUUUGGCCCCAAAAGACAUUAACACCUCUCCCCAACUUAGUGGCCUUUUAAAAAUUCCUCCCAUAUACCAGCUGUGUUUGGUGCCUCGCUAA
Molecule: messenger RNA, 1476 nt
Organism: Anolis sagrei ordinatus
Lineage: Eukaryota; Metazoa; Chordata; Lepidosauria; Squamata; Anolidae
Source: RefSeq, a predicted model, not a curated record